AUGACUCAAAGUAGGGUGACCGAGACCCGUGGGGGCAGCUCAGUUGCUAUUUCAGAGCCCGUUCCAGUUUUGCAGCUUCGUGGUGCAACCAGUAACCAUCCGACAAAAGAUCUCGAUGAAGGUCAGCGCAGUAAAGUCCACUGGAAAGAAGACGUUGUGGAUAAUGAGCACAUGAAUAAGAAAAAGUCUAAAGUCUGUUGCAUAUUCCAUCCUCAGCAAAACUUCGAAGACAUAGACGCAAAGGAAUGCGACCAUCAUCAUUCUCACGACGAAGCGUCAUCUUCAUCCUCAUCUUCAUCCUCCGAAUCAGAUGCUGAGAACUCUAGGGGGAUGGAUUUUGAGAGCAGAAGGAAGGCCAGGAAGGAAAGACGUCACCGCAAGCUUCAGCAGAAGCGGUCUUCGAGUCCAAACGCAUACGAAGUUCAGCCAGACUACAGCAAGUAUCGAGAUAAAUCUACUAACACCAAUGUCGAUCGGGCCGAAAGUUAG
Messenger RNA from Lachancea lanzarotensis, 489 nucleotides. It is a transcript of the gene YPI1, whose product is annotated as LALA0S08e04984g1_1. Bases 1 to 489 code for a protein of 162 amino acids. NCBI's taxonomy places the organism in Eukaryota, Fungi, Ascomycota, Saccharomycetes, Saccharomycetales, Saccharomycetaceae. The transcript has a single exon. Gene Ontology annotation, cellular component: nucleus. The record is from RefSeq and is a predicted model, not a curated record. Gene Ontology annotation, molecular function: protein serine/threonine phosphatase inhibitor activity; protein phosphatase 1 binding.